AGGUGAUUAACCCAGCAACUCCAGCUUGACACGCGUGUGCAUAAGCAGCUGCUGGUUUCUAGGAUUAGACGAACAUUUUCUAGGAAGUGUCAAACAAAUUAUCACUACGCUAGACGUGCCAGGCAUGGCGGAGGAACUUGGAAACAGGAGCUAUCUCUCUUGCAGAAAACUUCAUGAGACUAUGGAAGUCUUUAAAGUUGUAUUCGAGAAUUGUGGCUUCUGGACUCCAGACUGGCUAGCGUUUCGUAGGGUCAGCAAGGCAGCCCGUGAUCUUCAUGACCAGUUGGCGAGGAACGUUGGCUUCAGCACCAACGACUACCUGCGGGGGCCCUUUGAUCUUCAAUCGGUAUCUGCGAACGACAUUGCAGUUGCUGUUCGGGGAAUUCUUUCCAGGGGCUGCCGACCCACACGCCUGCACUUGGACAUGCCAAAGGCGCAAGACAAAUUACAACACGAAGAGAAACUGUUGAUCCUGUUGUCCAGCUGGGGAGAGGCUGCCUCAGUUACACACCUAUCGUUGUCGACCGGUUGGCCGCUCACUUCAGCUGUGGUGUCUGCCGUCGCCGGCCUCUCUCCGAACCUGAGGAGCAUACGACUGCUCUGCGGCUGCUCCACGUCAGACGGCACCUACCAGCCGGCACAGCCCGUGGACCUUGACGCGGCCGCAGCUGCUGCGGAAGAGCUGCUGCGGCUGCUUGGGCCCCGCCUCACUAAGCUGGAGUUCCGCAUGCUAGAUGGAUGUCGGUAUGUCUGGCCCACGCGGGCUUUCCGCGGCCUGUCGCACUGCACAGCGCUGCGGGAGCUGGCGCUGGCGUGCUUUGAGGACCUGCUGCCGUUCGAUGGCAUUCCUGCCGACCUGCUGCUCCUGCGUUCCAUCGCCUCCCUCUCCGGGCUCCAGUCGCUUGAGCUGGCCGACACCACCUUGCCCCUCGAACCCGCGGUCCCAUCUCCGACCCCUGUCGAGCGGCUAGUCAGCGCCCCCUCCCUGGAGUCGUACCUCAGUGGGCUGACGGCCCUCACCUGCCUCAAGCUGCAUCUGGGUCGCCUGCACCACUACCCUAACAAGGAGGAGUACGAUUAUGUUAUGGAUGAUGCAGACACCAGGAGCCUAGAUGAGCGGCUGGAGGAGCUUCAGCAGCUGGGAAUGCACGCGGAGGCUGCGGCUCUGCAGGUCGCGGCGGAAGCGGAGUCACGUGCGGUGGCUGCCGCGGUCCGCUGCAUGCCCAACCUGAAGGAGCUCCGGACGCCGGCAAUGCUCCACGCAGCCGACCUGCCGACGUUGACAACGCCGACGUGCCUUCGCUUCGGCUCCAUUGCAGCGCCUUCGCCGCUGCCGGCGGCCGACGACUUCAGAAUCGUGUUGCCGUCGCAGCUUCAGCGCUUUGAAACGCACGCGCCGCUGCCGGUUCGUGUCGCAGCUGCGUUGCAGGCGCCUCCUCGGGAUCCGGGUGAGGAGCCGUGCUUCCUGAUGGCAGGAGGGCGGCUGUGGGAGUUCGAAGCGACCUCCUGGGGUCUGGACUUCCAGCAAGGGGAUGUCAACGAUCAAGGGCGGUUGACGGCCGAGGCAGCGGCGGCGAUGCGGCGCGCCAUUGCUGCGAUGCGCGCCUUUCGGUUUCGUAAGCUGAAGCGCCACUGUAGUUCCGGUGCCGUGGAGCGCGGAGUGCUUGUGCGGGGACUAAGUGGGGUCUUUGUGGAGCCGCCGGUACCUGCGGACGGCGGAGAGGGCAGCCACUGCGCGGCAUGGCUCGGGGAGCUUGCGCCGCUGCGACUGGAGGGCCUGGCGCUGAAUGCUCUGGCCUUGGCGCCGCGUGAUAUGCUGGGGUUGGCCCGGUGCAUGGCGGAACUCACGG
This is a messenger RNA of Astrephomene gubernaculifera, 1850 nucleotides long. Lineage: Eukaryota; Viridiplantae; Chlorophyta; Chlorophyceae; Chlamydomonadales; Astrephomenaceae. The record is from the annotation of a GenBank genome assembly.